Penicillium chermesinum is the source of this 1563-nucleotide messenger RNA. RefSeq names its product fungal specific transcription factor domain-containing protein. Gene Ontology annotation, molecular function: transcription cis-regulatory region binding; DNA-binding transcription factor activity. Gene Ontology annotation, cellular component: nucleus. The record is from RefSeq and is a predicted model, not a curated record. NCBI's taxonomy places the organism in Eukaryota, Fungi, Ascomycota, Eurotiomycetes, Eurotiales, Aspergillaceae. Gene Ontology annotation, biological process: positive regulation of transcription by RNA polymerase II. Bases 1 to 1563 code for a protein of 520 amino acids. The transcript has 2 exons.
AUGCUCUGUAUCAGACUACCACACCUCGCUCUCCCCCCUCCCCCUCAAAAUAAAUGCGGGAUGGACGUCGAUACGAGCGUGGCGGGCCCCGCACCUCCGCGCGAUGGGCCAAUCAGCUCCGCUCCCCCAAAAGCGUUGCGAUACCGCCGCAACCUCGAAUGUCCCGGCUACGGCAUCCAGCUGAAAUGGGGCCAAGGUGUCGCCAGUCGGGGCAAGCUAACUGGCCAGUCGAUUCCUGUGCGCGAAAGCCAGGUCGAGACGUUGACUAACGCCAUGGUCGUGAGCGGCUCCAGCGCUUCCCAGUUUACCAUCCCCAGCUCGAUUGAUUUUCUCCGAAUCCAGCCUUUCUCUCCGGCGACAUUAGGCUCUCCUGCCACCGAACUAAGUCUGACUAGCCCACGUUUUCCGUACGCAUCGCAGUUGCUUGCCUGGUACAAAGAACGGGUUGCGCAUAGACUGGCAUGGAUCGAUGGGCCGCAGAAUCCAUGGCGCCAGAUCAUCCUCCCACUGGCUGAGAACUCAGAAACCGUCAUGUCCUCGGUCCUGGCCCUAGCCGCGCAUGACCUCGCCUCGCAGUACCCGCGGCAGGAUCCUUGGUUCGUGAAGUUUACAGAUAUCUCCAAUGCAUUCCAAAACAAGGCGCUAGCCCUGCUCGCGCGAGAGCUCAGCUCCUUGACCGCAUCCCAAUCCCUAGAGUCGCGAACUGAUGCCUCGCUCACUCUCGCAUCCGUGAUAAUCAUCUGUAACAACGAGCUCCUGAACGCCGCCUCCGCCGGCUGGCGCAUCCACCUCCAAGCCGCCCGCGAGCUUAUCCUCGUAAACACCAACCAAACUCCCAUCAUCCAGACCGAACUCGCACGCAUCCAAGAGUUCCUCCUGCAGGAAUUCUUCUCCACCACCGUCUGGACCCACCUUACCACCUUCGACGACGCCAACGAACCCACAAACAACAUCCCCCAAGCCCCCACAAGCACCGAAGACGCCGCCGUAGCAGACUUCAUCCGCAUAAUCCACCUCAUCACCCGCCUCGAGCGCCAGAAGACAAACUCCCCCGCGCCCCUGCCCCCGUCCGUCAUCCAGGACACCAUUGCCCAGAUCGAAGCCGCCCGCCUCAAAUCCCUCCGCCUCAGCGACACCGUCACCUUCUGGUCCGACGCCGACCGUCGCGACUUCGAGCUCGUAGUCUGGAUGUUCUACCACGCCAACCUGAUCUACAUCUCGCAGGCGUUCCCGGAGCUGCGGCACGAGCGCGUCGACGUGCGCAGCUCCCGCGAGCAGAUCCUGGCGCAUGUGCGACAUCUCUCGGAGACGCGGAACGGGAUGUUUGCGCAGGAUCUGGUGUGGCCACUGUUCGUGGCGGGGACGGAGUUACGGGGAGAUGUAGCAAGUCAACGGUUUGUGCAGAAUGCUUUUCGCGACGUGAUGCGGAUUAGUCGGACGUUGGAUCGGGCGAGAGUGGUCGGGUUCUUGGAGACCUGGUGGACUUAUGAGGGGCCGGUGAUGGAGUCGUGGAUUCAGUUGGCGAGGGAGAGGCCGGACGAUUUCAAUUUUUUGUUGUUGUGA